AUGUCCGUCCUGAGAGGCUUCUCGCGCGUCGCGGGCGGGUCGCAAGGCGCCCUGGGGGCCGGAUGGGCGCGGCUCGCUUCUGCCGAGGGCGGGUUGGCGCGUAGUGCCGCGCUUGGUGGCGCACCGGCACAAUGCAGCCCAUUCCAUGCAUCUUCGGUUCCCAAGGGACUCGGACCGAUCGCGCUUCGGCCUAAGUCUGCGCUGCGCUGCGCGCCGGGACCCACCCCGCGCAGUUGUCCUGCGCGCCCGGGCGGCCUGCGCAGCGUGUUCGACUUUGCUGCGGUCCGCCGGCGCGUCAUGGGGCCGUUCAGUCAGCGUGCAGGCGCCCAGGCCAGCGAGGGCGGCGCGGGGCCCACCUCGGUGCUGUCCCUGCCCGGCUCUCUCAAGAGGGUCACCAGGGGGCCGAGCCUGGCCGCUGAACGCGCGCGCGAGGCGGGCAAUGCGGCUCUAGACCGCGUGCCCUGGCUGAGGAGAUUCGUCAAGGACCCAGGCUCUCUUCGCAAGGCGGUCGGGCUCCACGCGGAGGCGAUCUGGCAGGCGCACCGCGGCAAGAUCGUCGCUGGCGGUGCUGUUGUUUCCGCCAUCGUGCUCUGGCGGACCAUGUACGCCAUCGCGACGAACUUCCUCUCCCUGUCAGAGACGGUGGCGGAGGGCGGGUUCUUGGCGCUCGCGGCCGCGAUGGUGGCGUUUGCGCUGAUGUACGCCAGGUCGCUUUACACCAUCCGGCCCGACUCCGUGUACCGGAUGGCCAUGGUGCGUCUGAACUCGUCCCCCGGCGCGCUCGAGGUCCUCGGCGCUCCGCUGUCCGGCUCGGACAUCCGCGCAUACGUCGUCACGGGGGGGGGGCUGAAGGUGUCGGGCUGGCGCCCCAAGUUGCGUGCACGGCGGGUGCAGAUGAUUUUCCCGGUCCGCGGCUCCGAGCGCCGCGGGCUCGUCACCCUCGAGGCCAAGCGGCGCCACGGCCGCUACCAGAUGAAGCUGCUCGCCGUCGACGUCCCUGCGGCCGCGGGGGGGGACCAGCGCUUGUACCUGGAGGGGGGUGAGGCGGUGUUCCAGCGGGGGGGUGUUCUGUCGGAACUGCGCGACCCCUUCUUGCGGGCGCUUGCGAUGAAGGAGACGUACGACAGGGAGGACGAGCAGGAGGACGAGGAGGAGGGGGAGGAGCAGGCGCGGCAGCAGCGGAGCGAGAGCAUGGCGCGCGCUGCAGCGACGCCGGCGGCACAGGAAGGCAGCGCGGGGGUGCAGACGUGGGAGUGGGCGGCAAUAGCCGCGCAGAGGAAGCUGCAGCAGGCGCGGGACGCGAUCGAGCGGGCCGGGCGCGGGCAGGCCGGCUGA
Pedinophyceae sp. YPF-701 is the source of this 1335-nucleotide messenger RNA. NCBI's taxonomy places the organism in Eukaryota, Viridiplantae, Chlorophyta, Pedinophyceae. The record is from the annotation of a GenBank genome assembly.